Aedes albopictus (Asian tiger mosquito) is the source of this 20473-nucleotide messenger RNA. It is a transcript of the gene mnb, whose product is annotated as dual specificity tyrosine-phosphorylation-regulated kinase 1B. Gene Ontology annotation, cellular component: nucleus. The coding region runs from base 1851 to 5132 and encodes 1093 amino acids. Lineage: Eukaryota; Metazoa; Arthropoda; Insecta; Diptera; Culicidae. The transcript has 10 exons. Gene Ontology annotation, molecular function: protein serine/threonine kinase activity; protein serine/threonine/tyrosine kinase activity; ATP binding. The record is from RefSeq and is a predicted model, not a curated record. Gene Ontology annotation, biological process: positive regulation of DNA-templated transcription; protein autophosphorylation; peptidyl-threonine phosphorylation.
UCAUCAUCGUCAUCGACGAGCGCAAGAGUGAUUCCUUUUGGCCAGCCAGUGAAGGCGAGUUUCAAUAUUGCUCCAUGAAAAGUGAUAAAAUUCCGGUGAAAACCGACGGUAUUCGCUAGCUAAAGUGUACCCGCGAACGAAAGUGUCCGACUUCCGGUGCGGUUCAGUGUAUACGGAAGUCCCCGUUCCGCCCGGUGGAAUCGCAGUGAAAAUUUUCACUUUUCGGUGCGUGCGGCGCCCCCCUGAUCCACAUCAUUGUCGGCAACGGCGGCGGUAGCAGAAAUAUAGUUCUCCACCCCAGGUGGCCGUGGUCGCAAGUGAGUGUUUUCCCCCAGCAGGGUCGCGCUUCGUGAAAUCUCGCUCUUCGCCGAGCUGGUACCCGUCAGUCAGUGUUUUUGGUGCCAAAAAGGUGCGCAAAAUUGUGGUCUUCAGAAAAGAAGUGAAAAAUGUGAUGCGAAAAUCUGGCCGUCUGGAGAAUUUUUCGCCAUCAGGAAAGUGUGAAGAAGAAGCCCAGUGGAAAGCCUGUUGGUUCUGGGGAAGGGUGAGAGUGGCGGCAGUGCAGUCAGUCCUUUCGGAGAAUCCGCCGUCUCUUCGCAGGCAGACGAAAGAAGACAACCAUCUCUAGUGAGAGGUUUUUUUUUGUGCAUGUGUGGGUAGUUUGUUAUGUUGGGCGAGACAGCGCCACGCACACACUUGAACGAAAACCAUCAUCGUGCGAAACGGUGAAAUUUGAGAGACGCAAACUGAAGAGAGAGAGAGAGAGAAGAGAAUGUGCUGAGAUCCAACAAGUGUUGCCAAUUUGCGGGAUUGGGUUGCCGGUGGCAGGAAUCACAGGCCUAAACACAAUACGAACCAACCACUACGUCGCAGCAGAGGACCCUCAAUGAUCUGCUUCCGGUGAACUGCUCAGCAUCUCCAGCAUCAGGCAUCAGCAGCCCCCGCACAUCACGCCAGAGGUGCAGUCGCAAUAGCAGCCAAUAGCAGUCAGUCAGCAUAACAAAAGCCACCCCCUGGAUCACCACCACCCCCAAGCUGCACACGAGUUUGUGUGUUUGUGCGUGCGUGUGCGCCCCGCGCCUUUGUCUGUUCCUCGUGUGUACGUCGUGAAACUGAUCCCUGUUCAAAUAAUAAAUCGGAAUAUAACAAUAACAAUAUAAAGGAAAAAUCGCGAGCAGCAACAGCAUCAACAACAGGAGCAGCAGUGCCUAGUGAGAGCACGGUGAAGAAGCGGGAUUCAGUCGGAAAAAGAAGAUCGUCUGUCUCGUGUCUCACGUCGUCGUCGUCGUCGUCGUCGUCUCGAACGUGAAGAAUAAAGCAGCUGGAAAAUUCGCUUGUGUGACUAAUCGUGAAGAUUUUCUUUGUCAUCAUCGCGCGCAUUUUGUCGGUUCGUCUGAAGCGAGUGUGGGUCCGUGGGAGGGUGCAUUUUCCUUGCAUCGUCCCGUAAGGUGUGUGUGAGAGCUUGUUGGAGCGGUGAAGAGAAAAUGCUCACAGUUCGUCCCGUCGAGUGGUGGGUUCUAGUUCGAUGCGAAUGAGGUCGUUUUCGAAUGUGCAAUAGAGUAGUGUUCUGAUUGGAGGCGCACUACGAAGAGGGAAAGCCAGUGGUUUUAUAUAUGAUCUGUGAAAGUGCUAAUUGUAUACAAAAAGGUUUAAUUGUAAAGUUAUUCAUCGUGAUAAGCAAAAUUUGUGCUUCAUUUAUGAAGAGAGAAGAUAUCCCUAUCAAAUUGUUGAUAGAGAAAGGGGUAUUUCAAAGGAAGAACCCGGAGUGAGCGCAUACUACGCUCAUUCCGGUAGUUUGGUAGGGUUCCGAUUGCUUCGCAUUGAACGCGCGUGUGAAUGUGUUUGCCGGGGGCAUGAUAGUCCCCCCUCAUCUGGCCGCAGCACUCAACAACAGUGGUGGGGGGUCCGGUGGAAACAAUAACAAUAGUGGCAACAACAGCAGUAGCAGUAGUUUGUCCGUUACUGGAGCAGGAGGCAGCGGCGCGGUCACGGCAGCACCAGGAGCGACAUCAUCAUCGCUUCUAGUCAGCGGCAGCCAGGAUAGUCUGAGUGGGUUUGUACUCAGCGGGGUAGGAGGAGGAGGAGGCGGAGGCGGCGGCGGUAACGGUAACGGAAGCGGCAGUAGCGGUAGCGGCUCUAGCCGCACCGGAUCCAGCAACGGAAGCGGCCAUCGCAUACUUGCCGUCAAUCGUAACAUUGAUGACCUACUGUUCGGUAGUGACUUGGACUCGUUAAUCAAUGACAAUAUUAUCAAUGGGUUCAAAUCGUUGAAAGUAGCGAAAUCACAUUCGCAGGAUCACUUGGAUUAUCAGCAUCCGCAGCGUCAUUCACAUCAUCUACACCAGCAGCAGCAGCAGCAGCAACAACCAUUUUACCAUCAUUAUCAUUCGCAUCCGUUGCAUUCAUUGCCACCAAUUCAGCAGCAACAGCAGUACCAACAUCAACCACAGCAACAAGCACCAACAUCGUUACAUUACUACCAUCAUCAACAUCUGCAACAGCAGCAGCAGCAGCAGCAACAGCCACAAGCUAAUCACUGGAUUGAAUCGGAUAUCAUAACAAAUAGCAAGAUGCUGACGGACAAGGCGAAACAAAAACUAGCAGCACAAUAUGCAUCCGGAAAUGUUCCUGACUCAACGCGGCAAAGGCAUCAUGCGCCGCUUUACGGAAGACUGGUUACAGAAGAACACUUACCUGCCGCUCAUCGUGAUAUACAUCAGCGUUCGAUAAGUCCUACAUCAUCGACAGACAUUCGGGCGAUGCAAGCCCGGAUACCAUCGCAUUUUCGAGACCCAACGACGGCACCGCUGCGGAAGCUGAGCGUGGAUCUAAUCAAAACCUACAAACACAUCAAUGAGGUUUACUAUGCCAAAAAGAAACGAAGAGCUCAACAAACCCAGGGCGAGGACACUUCCCACAAGAAGGAACGAAAGCUAUACAACGAUGGCUAUGACGACGAGAACCAUGACUACAUCAUCAAAAAUGGCGAGAAGUUUCUCGAUCGCUAUGAAAUCGAUUCACUCAUCGGCAAAGGCAGCUUCGGUCAGGUGGUGAAAGCGUACGACCACGAGGAGGAGUGCCAGGUGGCGAUCAAAAUCAUCAAAAACAAAAGACCCUUCCUCAGUCAAGCACAAAUCGAGGUGAACCUGCUGGAGAUGAUGAACCGGGCGGAUGCGGAGAACAAAUACUAUAUUGUAAGGCUGAAGCGACACUUUAUGUGGCGGAAUCACCUGUGUUUAGUAUUCGAGCUGUUAUCCUAUAAUUUAUACGACUUAUUGCGCAAUACGAACUUCCGCGGGGUUUCGCUGAAUCUGACGAGGAAGUUUGCCCAGCAGUUAUGUACGGCGUUAUUAUUUUUAAGUUCACAAGAAUUAAAUAUCAUACACUGUGAUUUAAAACCAGAAAAUAUAUUAUUAUGUAACCCUAAACGGUCAGCAAUUAAGAUAGUAGAUUUUGGCAGUUCAUGUCAGCUAGGACAAAGGAUAUAUCAAUACAUACAAUCACGUUUCUACCGCUCGCCGGAGGUACUACUAGGGAUACCGUACGACUUAGCAAUAGACAUGUGGUCGCUCGGGUGCAUACUGGUGGAAAUGCACACCGGCGAGCCGCUGUUCUCCGGCUCGAACGAGGCGGACCAAAUCAACAAGAUCGUCGAGGUGCUCGGGAUGCCCCCGAAGCACAUCCUCGACCAGGCGCACAAAACUCGCAAGUUCUUCGAGAAGCUCCCGGACGGAUCGUACGUGCUGCGGAAAACGCAAAACCAGCGCAAGUACAAGGCGCCCGGCACCCGGAAGCUGCACGACAUCCUCGGCGUGGAAACGGGCGGACCGGGCGGCCGGAGGCACGGCGAACCCGGCCACAGCGUAUCCGACUAUCUUAAGUUUAAGGACCUAAUUUUAAGGAUGCUGGAUUACGAUCCGAAGACGCGCUGCACACCGUACUAUGCCUUGCAACACAACUUCUUCAAGCGGACGUCGGACGAGAGCACCAACACGGCGAACACGAUCAGCUCGCUCAGCACCAGCCCGUCGGUUAGCACGCAGGACCCCAGCAGUCACGGUCUAUCUUCGUUACAACAUCAACCUCAAUCGGUGCACCACCAGUCUCAGCAGCAGCAGCAACUUCACCCUUCAUCAUCCGCGUCGUCGUCACAGUCGCAAUCGCAGAGCACCAGCAUGCUGUUGCUGUCGCAGGCAGCGGCAGCAGUCGGUCUCAACAGCAACAACUCCAGUUCCGGGCCAUCCACAACCACCAUCAGCAGUAGCAACAAUAGUAGUAAUAGUAGCAGCAACAUUAGUAAUAACAUCACCAAUAAUAGCAACAUCAGCAACAACCACCCGCUGGCAAUGGAUUGCGAUCCACCUCAUGCGAUCCUCAACAACAGCAGCGCCACUUCAUCGAAUCCUACCCACUACCACCGGAAUCGGUACCUGCAACAGCAGCACCAUCAACAACAGCAGCAGCAACAUCCGCUACUUAGUCACAAAAGCUACGCCCCCGCCUCACUGCCAAUCGACCUGGGGGGGCUGACUCACGGUGGCUCUGAUCCAAACUCAUCCGCAACCUCGGCCGGCGGUCUCAUGUCCGGUAGCUUUACGAGUCAUCCGGUCGUAGUAGGUGCCGCCGGUGGUACCAGCAGUAGCAGUAGUGCUAACAGCAUAGUAGGCGUCGGUGGUGGCAAUGGCGGCAGUAGGAGUCUCCUAUCGCACAGCGUGUCCAGCUAUGCGCCGUUCUCGAUGACCGGUGAUGCUGCAUCUCUGCUGAUGGGCGGUGGCCACACGAGUGUCCCCGGUGGGGCUAGCCACGGUGGAAUGUUGGGAUUGGUCCCAUUUGUCGGUCCCAUCGGAGGCAGCAGCAAUAGUGGAAUCGCUGGUCCAAGUUCACUAGUCACCGGAGGAACGACCACCGGCAGCACCGGACUGGCAAUGUUGGGCGGUGGAGGUGGUGGUGGUAUUGGAACCAUUGUCGGGGGCGGUGGGGGCAGCAGCAGUAGUAGUAGUAGCGCUAGCUCGAAGGGUUUGGGACGGGCUGCUGCGGCUGCGGCGGCGGCGGCCGCUGUAGCAGCUUCCAACGAACGGGACGAAUCGCCGAUGGUUGGUGUGUGUGUUCAGCCUAGUCCGGUCAUUAUCCACUGACGGUCGGUGUGGCGGCGGCCAUGCGGGAAGGGUGUCAAGUACGAUUAGUAAGGGCGGGUUGUGUCUAUGAACCAUGUGGCCUUUUCAGACGGUACCGCGUGGUUUAUGGACGUCCCCCUCCUGGUGUGUUGCGCGGUUUGUGCGUGUGCGAUUGUGGUGCGGGUGGAUUGUGGUGUCCUUUAUUCUCUUUACUUUCUAGGCGCUAGUGAGAUGUAUCGAUCAACGGGACUAUAUUGUAAAUAUGGGGAGUUGUUUGCAAAUAUGAAUUGAACUUUGUUAUUUAACGUACUUGAGAUAGGCAAAAUAGUUGAAAAAUCUGUUUUUCCGUGGAAUAUUUUAGAAUUUAGCAAAAACUGAAAAUGUUCUAAUAUAUAAUUUACGCAGAAGCGUUCGAUUUGUUUUUUUUUUAUAUUUGUUAUUUUUUUCGUGUACAGUCAGGUCUUUUUGUGCGCGGUUUCUAUUUACGUUGCCGCGUAAAUGAAAACUCCAUACAAUAUUUUUUUCAUCGUCGAGAAAUAAUGAAAAAAUCUUCUCGGAACGUGUACAUUGAGGAUGGUGUACUAAUCCCAAGCCCUAUCUAUUGGUUCUCUGUGCAAUUCUGCUAGCUCUGGUUAAUCACGGAGUAGCAACUACGAAGUGUGCGGUCACCAAUAACUUAUGCUCAUUUGGUAUAUUAUAUGUUAUUGUGGAAGAAUUCUCGCAAUGCCUAUGAACUUGUCCACGAUGACGUCACACGCCAACUAACAGCAAGAUGUGAAACGAUAACUGCGGGCUGCGGGUCGUGUUUACUAAAACCGCACCUCACAUCUUGCUUCCAGCGAGAUCCGGUGAACAUCCCGUGAACUUUCGGUCGCUCGGCAUUAGUGUCCGAGCAUUUUGAUACUAGAGCGGGGCAUUUCCAUUCAGAAUCUACCAAUUCUUAUUGGAAACGGUUCUGCUCUAGUGUCAAAAUUCUCGGACCGAGUGAAUCAGGUUCAUCUAUGGAUAAGUCCAUUGAUAAAAGUAAAAUGUAAACAUUGCCCGGGCAGAGAUGAACCAGCAAUAAUUUGUGCUCAAUCUACGAGUUGAGUGACGUGAUGCAGCUCGACUCGCAUAUCGAAGUGAGGAACCUCGACUUGAAUGAGGUCACUCUUCAUUUGAUUUACCCGAAGAGUCACCUCAUUCGAGUCGAGAUUUCUCACCUCGAUGAGUCUAGCUGCGUCACGUCAUUUUACUCGUAGAAUGAGCACAAUUGUCGGUUAAGUGGGGUAAUACGGUAUUUAAUUAUUUCACGGAACAAUUAGUUAAUAUUUGUGAUUUUUAGCACCUAUUCCUAACUAGUUGUGGCUCACAUUAAACAUGUAUGUGUAUGUGGAUAUGUAUUUUAUAUUUUAAUCCAUUUUCAUCGUUAGAGGCUGGAAGCCAUAACUUCGAAAAGGUAAAUCGCAGUCCAAUCCUGCAAGAAAGUAAAAUCUACUGUGCUUUGAAUGAACCUGUUUUGCUAUAGACGAGUGCACCGAUGAACAUUGAGUUCACUGAACCUGAAAAUUUUUGACAACACAGCGGGGUCGACUCUCAACAACUUCUACUCAGAGAUGCAUCACCAAAAUAUGCUGAUAUUUUUUUUUUUGAUUUCUUACAUGAAUUUUCAUUUGACAGCUUCCUGUGGUUUGUUUCGAUUCCCAUUCGUUGCCGUUCUUUUCUCUCGCAGGGAGGAAAUCGAGGUUAACUUUCUAAGCAAAAGUCAAUUGGUUGAUUUCCAGGGUUACUAAUAAUGUUACAUAUGUUUCCACGUCAGUGUUGCCAAAUUUAAGAAGCCUAUCCAAUUUAAAUUUGCCAAACACUUUACCAUUACUAAAGAUUGAAGAAGCCUAUCCAAUUCAAAUUUGCCAAACACUUUACCAUUACUAAAGAGCAUUGUUGAUGGCUGUAUCUCACUCAACUUUAGUCUAAUUUUACCGAGAUACCAUUGAGUUCACUUUAGUAGGUGUGUAUGUAUUUAUAAGAAUUUUAAAUCAAAAAAGGAAGCAUGACUGUACGGUAAUUUUUCAGCAGAGAUCGGAAUUCAGCAACUGAUUACAACGUUUGCUUGCGCUACAAUCUUACUUUCUAUCACAUUCAGUACCGUUUGUUUGGUAAACCCCAAAAGUGUUUCAUUUUUAUACAAACCGAAACCUAGACAAUUAUUUAUACACAUUACACAUACAUUGAAUAGAACGUAAUCAAACUCAUUUCCAGUUUACACACACACCACUUACUGUAUUACACACUAAACAAAUUUUACUCUCGUGUCGUAGAACUAAUCACUUCAUCGAACAUUUCACAAUCGUUCUUUUGUUUAACGAAUCGCGUAUCAUCCUAACAUUCAAAGUACUAGAGGAGCGCCCAUCAUUUCACGACACAUCCAAGAAGAUGUGACAAAAUCUCGUUUAGCCGAAGCGAACCACUAUGAGAAAAAAAAAUACAGAAACAGACUAUUUUAAUUAGACAAACGGAGGUAGCUACCGAAGCAAGGCACGGACACAAACACACCAACUGAAUAUAGAUAAUUUUAGUUUUCUUAAAGAAGAAAAAAAAACAAAAAAACUGACAUCAAAGCUGGAUACUAAAUCACAUCGGUUUUUUUGAUGACAAAUCUGAGAUAUUUCAACUAAAAACAUAAGACCGGAACACAAAUUUAAGACCAAUAAUAAUUUAUUAAAUUAUUAUUUAAAACAAACUAAAUUAAAGCAGAACAAACUGAAACACAAAAACUGAAAAACGGAAAUGACAGAAUCAUUUCACCUGUACAUAAUAACUGAUAGAACUAAUGAAAAUAACUAGAAGAAUGAGACAACAAUACGUUUACGUAAGGUGAAACGUAGAAUGGAAAAGAUAGAUGGGAAGUGCGAAACAGUAAGUAAUUAGAUUAAUACAGCUGAUGAUCAGAGUGGAGAGUAAAUUAAUUAAAUUAAUAACUAAACAAUAGGAGGUAAGCUAAGUAAACAAAAACAAGCAACUAAGUAAGAACAAUUGAUAAGUAAAUAAAGGAAAAUGCUAAUAGCAAACAAAAAAAAUGAACUAGCAAAUACCAAGUACGGUAAACCUAACUGAGAAAAUCCCUUCAAAAGGUGCAAUCAUCAGAGCGGAAAAGGAUCCUUUCUGUUUUCGUUAGGUUUGUUAUUCAACCAACUGCAUCAACCACAGAAACAGAAGAAAAAGGAAAGAACAAAACCAAGUCGAGCCAAAAACUGAAAAAAAAACUCUUUUUAUUCCCAGUGAUUCUUUGUAGGACACACAUUUCAAUACACAAAACACAGCUAUACACACAUAUGCAGCAGUAACAAGUCUGAGAGUUUGCCUGCCGCGAUCGCGUCACAACAAUCACCGAGACACGAUGAUGACGUGUAGAGUAGGGGGCUGGCGAACGAAACAAAGUGACUGGAUUAGUAAAAAUUACCGCUAAUUUAAAGAAAUAACAAAAAAAUACCAACCAACCAUGCAGCAAAGAACUGAUCAUAACGAAACUCAUGCAUACAGACAGGAAACUUCUCACAUACACCUCAACACAUGCUACCCAUGAAGGCAUAACGGUACUAUAAACAUAUGGUAGGAGUUUGAGAAAAAAAAAAUACAACAAAAAAUCACAUUAUUCCAUUGUUAUCUCCUUUGCUUGGGUGUAGGUAUUGUAAAUGGAACAUUUUGAGUCUUGGAGGAAAUUCUGACUGUAUUGCUUGUGGACUUUCUGAAGAAUUACAUGAACAAGUUUCUCGAAAGAGCUUCAACUCCUUAUAACCGCAUGGUCUUUAUUUCUAAAAAAAAAUAUCUUGGAAAAUUUGUCGUGCUAUUUGCUGAGAUAUUUGACGAUUGUAGAAUCAUUUUCUAAAGUGUGGAUUAUUUUGUAUCAAAAGAAUUUUCACUAAAACAAUAUUUCAAAAGAAGUGAACAAAAUCAUCAAAGUUUCUGGAGAUUUGCUAACGACAUUCUUAGUGGAACCUCUGAGGCCUUUUGGUUUGAUCCCUCAGGAUUUUUUUACGAACGAAAUUUUUAGAUUACUCUGUUCCGGACAAAAUGUUUGGAAUAAUCUUAAAUAUUAAGAAAUGUUUUGAAGAAAGAGGAAAUUAUUACGAAUUUGCAGAAUGAAAAUCAAUGGACAAAAGUUAACGUUUCUACGGAAAUCGCUACCCCCGAGGUUUCUAAAUUAUUUUCAGGAAAAUGUUCAUUUUCAUUCAACAAAUUACUACUCUUUACACACUAAGAAUAAAUCGCAGAAUUCUGUGAAAUUUCACCGAAAUCUCAAUAGCAGAUUUUUCGGUAAACUGUUCGGUGUUUUUUUGUUUCACCGAACGAAUUGUGAAGAUUGAAAAUGCUGAUCUGUCAAAUUCACCGAAAAUUUCGGUGAUUUUUUUUACGAAAUUUCUGUGAAAUAAUUGUUUGGUUUUGCAGAUUUCACAGAACUUUCGGUGGUUGUUAAAACAGGUUAAAACAAAUAUUCGGUGGAUUUUCAGAUAGAUUAUUUAUGGUUCACAAAUAUUGAUCGUAUUUUCAUUGGAUAGCACCAUAAAUUCCCUAGAAAUUUUCCCAUUUACACUUCUUCCUUGUUGGUUAAUGGUUUGAGAAGAAUUCCUCCCAAGGUCACCAAAGUUUGAUUAAAUUUCUCUAUUAUUUCUGCCGAAAAUUCGUUCCUAAAACAAAAAUACAAAUUCAUUAGAUCCAUACUAAAGUUUACUAGAUGGACUCAAUAUAUAAAACGUGGAGAUUUCACCAUAUAACAAUUUAUUCCAUUUUCAAACAAUAUUGUGCAGAUUCUAUUCAUGACAAUUUUGAAAUUCUUGACAAUGGUGAAAUUUGUAAUCUUACCUGGAAUUAUUCUCAAAAACCUGGAAAAAAUGUAGGAGUUUCAUUUUUUAAUCGAGUAGACACUCGCAGUUAGACUAGACAAAUCUUUGGACAAAAUCUUCAGUUGGAUACAUUAAAUACAUUGGAUUCGUGAAAUCUUUAUGAAAAUUUUAGAGGAAAAUCUCAUCAGAUUAAAACAAAUACUGAAAAAUUUUGAGAAAUUAUAGGAAUUUCCGAAAAAAGGAUAACAUGGUAGGUAAAAUCGUCGGAGAUUGUAUGGAGGUGCAUCUGAAAGAAUUCUAUGAUGACACAUUCUAACGCGACCUUACAAAGUUUUGACGCCUUCCACUAUAACUUAUAAAUACGACUUCAAACCUCAAAUAUUUUUUCAUAUUCGGAUUCCUUGUAAAAUUUGCAGUACCGUAAUCCGGGGUUAAAUUGAUCACUUUAAAACAACUUUUGCGGAGAACAUUAGCGGCAAUUCAAAUAUUGCCAAAAGAAUUUCUGUAAAACCAGUACCCAGUGGAUCUCCAUGAAACCAUGUGACAGAAUUUAGUUCAACAACUUUAAACUUUAAGUUAAAUAACUCCAAAAAUCAAAAAAAUGAAAAUGCCACUUUGGGGCGAAAUUGAUCAGCAUACAAUUAAGCAUCGGUUAGAGAGGAAUAUUUCCUUUUCCGCUUAAUGUUGCUCUUCUAAACCCGAAUAACGCAUUCAAACUCUUACAACUAGUGAAUUUGACGCUUAAAAUGCAAAAUUAAAUUUUUAAAUCUCCCCCUAAACGCCUAAAGGUAGGCAAUUUCCUUUGAAAUAAGUGAUUUAUAUCACAAUACUUGACUAUUUCAUCAAAAAAUAAACUUCAGAUGUGUAGCAAGCUACACAACUUCCCAACCAAGGCUCCACAAAAAUGUUAAAACAGAGAAUUUACGGGAAGUCCUAUUGGCAAUCGUUACUAAACAAGCAUUGAUUUCAGCUAAGUGAGAAUGCUAAGUGCAAAUUCCUAAAAAAAUAAGGCAAAACUAGUUUUUAUCUAAAAAAUUAAAAGUCUACACUCAUCUCUAGACAUCUAAGAACUAGAUGACAUACAAAGUUUAAGAUCAUUACGACCCUUAAGAGUUUCUAGUUUGGAAUUAGAAUGUGGUACCCAAAUGAUCAAUUUCACCCCGCUGAUCAUUGUGACCCCGGUUUACGGUAGGUAAAUAGAUUCUAUAACAUUUCCCAGAAAACCGUUUCCCAGAAUUCCAUUCCCCAGAAUGUACCAUUACCCAGAAAACAUUAAACUUUUGGGUCUGGUACGUUUGGCAUUGGACAUUUGGCGUAAGGGACAUUUGGUAUGAAGGACGUUUGACAUAAAGGACGUUUGGCACAAUAAGGUCGUUGGCAUAAGGGGUGUUUUGCAUAAAUUGAAGAAGGGCCUUCAGUGGAAGGAAGGAACACAUGUUAGUGGCGCAUUAUAUUAGACCUUUUAUUGGAGAUCAAAUGUGAGGUUAGGUAACGAAAACUUUUCAACUUUGGAAGCAAUAAUAACAUAUUUCUGGUCAAUACUUUGUAUGAAUGUUAUAAGAAUUUGCACUUAUAGAACUUUUCUUCCGUUUGUACUAUUUGUAAUUCAGUCUACAGUUCGUAAUUUACUGCUUUAGAAAAGCGCCACCAGCGCAAUUUAGGUUUGCGUUUGAUCGUCAAUUACCGAAACAAAUAUUUGCUUCAACAAACAUGAUAUUUUUUCGAAAGAGGAAUUUUCCUUCUUUUGUAUAUAGGCUGUUCUUGAUCGAGGUAAGUAAUUUUGAUUCCGGCAAUAAUUAUUUUCAGAAAAUCAUCUUUGUCUGUUUAUUGCAUCGAGAUAAAUUUAUGCAUUGUUAUUUUAAUAGUAUUCUUAUUCUUAACCUUAAGUAUGUACAUAAUUCCUGAAAUAGUUUUACGUCAAACGACCUUUAUGCCAAGUGCCCUUUACUCCAAACGUCCUUAUGCCAAAUGUCCUUAUGCCAAACGAUCUUAUUGCAAACGCACCAGACCCAUAAAAUUUACAACAGUGUAUAUUGCCUUCUUUUAUACGAAUUAAUGUUAAAAGGACUGAAAAAGUUAUAGGGUAGAAACAUCAGUUUUGGCCAGUCAGGUAUUUUGGCCAUAGUGCGUUAUUCAGCCUGUUGCGAUCUAAACCAGCAAAACAUUAUUGUUUACUACUAGAUCCUAAUAUAGUAUGAUGAUUAAAGCUGUGAAAACCAUAGAAUUUGAUUAAAAAAGGCAAUAAAAAAAUAAUUUUCCUUAAAAUGUCUAUUUUGGCCAGGGUGCUUCUAAUUUGGCCACCCCCAUAAGAAUACACGUGAUUGGCCAAAAUAGAAAUCGAAGUUGAGAAUAUGGCCAAAACUGACGCAGAGCUUCUAUUUUGGCCAGUGCCACUUUUAAUACAAAAAUCAAGUAUUAGCUUGGUUUCUGCAUUUUUCCUAUACAGUAUAGAUUGAAACCUUUCAUUUGACACAUUGAUAGUUUUCAUAGGAUUAUUGGUUAUUUUUAUAAAAACUAUUUCCCUUAGACUGGCCAAAACCGGUGCCCGCACCCUAUCACGUGUUCACUUCUAGGUGAACCUGUUAAGAAUUAAUCAUUUAUAGCAAAUAAUAGAAUGUCAAUCUUUGAGCUUUCAGGCUGACUUUCAAACUUGUUUUCUUCGAACCAAUAUUCUAUUGCGCAUCAUGCAAAAUGAUUGUGCUACGGCUACCUUUCCCCGAACGCCGAAUCCCCGCGAAUGACGUUUCCCCGAAUGGCCCAUUUCUCCGAAUGCGCCCUUCUUUAUUUUAUAGGCGGUUAUUGUAUUGCUUCUUAGACCUUUAAAGAACUGCUGAAGGAAGAACGACAAUAUUACUCCUUCUUUCCAUUACUGCUCGUUCUUUUUAUUCAUAUUGUUCCUAUUGAGUUGUCCAAAAAAGUCUCACGAAACCUACUGCAAGCCUAUCCAUAUACGUGAGAACAAAAGAUGUUUACAAAGUUCUUACACAUAGAUUAACACGGGAAAUCUGAAUACAAACCACUACCACACAGGAAUUUGGAUUGGUCAAUAGAGAUAAGUGACAUUUCAACACACGAACACUAGCGCAAAUUUUUCCUCACACAAAAGUGCACGCCGAUUGAAAGGCUAUUCAGAUUGCAUAUGCACAUAUUACCCAAUCGAAUUGGGUAAAACGGGUAAAUAAUGAUAAAACUAACGUCCGAGGCAAGAGUGCAAAUAUUUUCCUCGCAGUUUCACAACUACAUCUACAAAAGGCACGCAUACAUUUGAACGUGAUUGAUUACCUCUAUUGGCUUUUCAGCUUAUGCUUCAUUCAUUCGUUUGACAACGUAAUCCAUCCUUACCAUGAACAUUGCGUGGCUCUUCGAACAAGAAUGUAGUGUAUACCGUUGAACUAGGGCUCGGAGAAACAACAUUCGGAGAACUGGCAUUCGGAGAAAGGUAACACAAUUAUGCAACCGUUGAUGCAACAUAACAUCAUCAACCAAAAAUAACAAAAAAUACCCUUCAUUAUUUUGCGCUCCUCUUGAGAAAUAACAAACAUAUAGACAUAAUUUUGCUAUUAGUAAUACAUUUAAAAGAAGGAUACAAUCCUAGUGAGUUCAGCGCUUUAUAGUAAUUUUUCUAAAAUAAAGUAUUGAACCCAUGUCGAUAAUCGAUCCAAAUACCCCAUUUCCCCGAAAGCCUUUUCCCCGAAUGACCCAUUUUCCCGAAAAGGGUAUACAUAUAUUAGACUGGGUCAACAAAGUCGAUUUUUCGGAACAAAGCUCUUUCGAUACAUUUUAGCGUCCAAAGUAACUGUACAAAAUUUGGGAGCUAUUGGUUGCUUCCCCGUAUUCCGCAUUGCGAUUGAAAUUUGUAUGGAAUUUACUAUGGGAAAACGUGCUUUUUUGCAUUUUUCUUAUAAAUUGAAAUUUUUCGUCUAAAACAACCCAACCAAUGACGGCAAAGUAUAGCCUAGGAUAUGCCGAAAAACUUUGCCGAAGACCGCAAAGUGAUCCGACACUUGUGAAAACAGUUAUAACGUAAAGAUUGCCCGGUGGUGCUUAACAUUUAACAUGUAAAGGAAUAACAUCAAUAAUAAAAUCUCAAAUUUUGGCCUAACUUACCAGGCGAAUAACUUUUUUCCAGGGGGCUGGACACUUCCUUUUCUAACCGGGAAAUCCUCAUUUAUCCGUUUCUAACCGCCGCUAACCGCUGCUAACCGAGCAACAGUUAGACCACAGUUAGACGCGGUUAACGACGGUUAGCAACGGAUAAAUGCGGAUUUUUCCGGUUAGCAAAGGAAAUGCCAUUCCCCUUGCUUUUUUCACAAGCGUCGGAUCACUUUGAGGUCUUCGGCAAAGUUUUUCGGCAUAUCCUAGGUUAUACUUUAACGUCAUUAGUUACAUGGUGUUGGACAAAAAAAUUCAACUUAUGAGUAAAAUGCAAAAAAGUACGUUUUCCCAUACUAACUUCCAUACAAAUUUCAAUCGCAAUGCGGAAUACGGGCACAGACAAACAGACAUAUUACUUAGAAGAAAAUUGCUUCAAAAACAUAGUUUUGCAUCUCACUAGUACCCUCUAUAAUGCUCAGUCCGAAGCAUGCAAUUGCAGGUGUUGUUUCCCUCGGCUCGAUGUAACAUUUUUGCAGGUGACGACUCCCCCGUGCCGUCAUCCAUUCAUAAAACAUGAAUGAAGGUUCAUGAUUGAGUCAUUUUAUGUAAACACUGAUCGGCGUCGCGUUCAUUUCUCUCCAAAAUUGAGAGGUGAUGUAGGCACAGCAGCGCCACCAUGACACAUGCGAGCACAGUCCGAACCACACUAUAUUUUCAAAAUGACCGUUAAAUCGUGCUAUGAUUUCGAUUUGAGUAGUAUGUCUGUUUGUCUGUGAUACGGGGACGCAACCAAUCGCGCCCAAAUUUUGCACAGUUAUUUUGAACGCUAAUAUAGAUUGAAAAAGCUUUGUUCCGGGUUGAUACGAUCAAAUUUAAAGUUUCUCCAUACAACGUUGACCCACUCUAGUAUAUAUGUAUUACAUUCUUGUUCGAAGUGAUCCUUUACCACACUAUGUUCCUGAUCCUAAAAAUUAGGUUGUUCUAAGAGUUAUCCGUCUUUACGCUAGGAAGUCAUUAUAGAUAAUGUAGUAUUAAUGAAGGAAUGGAAGAAUUAGCACCUAUGAAAAGAAGGAGCAAUAUUGCCAUUGUUUAUUCAGCUGUUUUUAAAAAAGAAGGGUGCAUCGUAGUGCAUAAUAUAUGUUUCGGGGAAAAGUCCCAUUCGGGGAAACGGCAUUCGGGUAACCGACAUUGAAGGAAAAGUAUCACAACCUAGAUAAUCAAUCUUUCUAGUGAUGCACCCUUCUUUUGUCUCACUAAACUUUUCUGGGGAAUGGUUUUCUGGGAAAUGGUACAUUCUGGGGAAUGGAAUUCUGGGGAUUGAUAUUUUGGAGAAUGUUGUAGAAUCACGUUGUAACGUGACGCUACUAAUUCCCACUUGAACAUACUUUUCCAAUGAAAACUAAAUGUUACGGUAGAAUAUGUCAUAUAGAAUUCCUUCAGAUGCUACUCCAUAAAAUCUCCGACGAAUUUAUCUUCCAUGUUACCUUUUUUUCGGGAAUUCCUAUAAUUUCUCGAGAUUUUUAAGAAAUCUCUGAGAUAACUUCGAGAAAAGUUCUUAGUAAGGAUCUCCAGAUAAACUUACCUUAACCUUAAACUCUCUCUUAAAUCUAAAUUCUUAGAACAUUUCUACGAGAAAUCUCGAAAGGUAUUCCUGUGGAACAUUUAUAGUAAUUUUCUUGAGAAUUUGUUAGAGAAUCAAAAAAACUAAAGAAUUCAUCUAAAAUCUCUAAGGAAUUAUUUAAAAAAAUAAAAUCGUGUACUAAUUCUUGAGUUUUUCGAAAAAUUUACAUAAAAAACAGAAAAAAACUAAAAUAAUUAAAUACAAAUCAGUGGCGUCUCGUAACCUCACUUUUCCUGUUCAGCGAUCCAAAUACUUGUAAUUGCUAAGAGCACAUAAAAAUGGGCGCCAACAGCUUUUCUGUCAUUUUCUAGUAAAAUUAAGUAUUUUGCAUUUGUUUAGUGAAAUACCUGGAUAAAUUAUUGAAUAAAUUCUAAUUAGAAACCCCCUGAAGAAAUCAUCCCUGGAGGGUUUUCAAGAAGCAAUCCACAAGGAAUCUUAUGAUAAUUUUUGACGAACUUUUCCGUCCAAUUUCCACAUAAAGAAAUCACGAGGGAAAUAUAUUGAAAAAAAAAUGACUCAUUUCGGCACGACUAGCUCCAAGAGAUUAAAUUGAACAAUAUCAGAAGAAAGUUCUGGUACAAUAUCUAAAUGAAUGGCAGAGGCGACCCUAAAAAGUCUUCUGAAGUAACCUCACGAGGAAUUCCUCCUGAAGAAAUAUAAAAGAAAUGCGGAAAGGUCCCGGAGCAAUUAUUCGGAAGUUGUUUGCUCACUAAUUUUCGAACAUCUUUGAGAACAUUUGUAGAGCAAUUCCGAUGAAAAUUUUUGGAGAAAUUUAAAAUCCUAAAAAGAACUUAUUGAGAAUCCUCUGGAGGAAUUUCAGGAUUAAAUUCGAAAGUUUUAUGAUGAGUGUCUUUGGGAAAAUUGUUUGCAAUAUCUGAGCAAAUCCCUGAAUAAGCAUAAUACCUGUAUCCGCAAUAAUUUGGAAGCGAUGUACUAUCAACAAUUUUACACAGCAUUUUUGCCUUGUACUAAUGAUUAGUGUUGCAGCAAUACGUUCGUCUGGGACAAAUUUGGCCUAUUCUGUGGACCAGUGAAUCAAAAUUCAACCAUCGCGCAACAAUAAUGACAAUGUCGCAACCUGUAUGUGUUGCGACAAUCCACCCAAUGCGACAUAAGUUUGUUCCAAGUUGAAAAUAAUAGGAUAAACAUCGUACACCAAGAGUUUAGAGAUUUUUAAGCCUUGCAUUGCGAUUUUCGAACGGUAACUUCGAGUCGGUAAACACUGCAACUCUGGUGAAGCUCUAUCAUCAAACAGUUUCGACUUUGGGUUAGUAAUAAUUGAUUAUUCACGAAUUGAAAAGUACGCAACAAAUUCAGCUUCCAUUUUGUCUGCAACAAAAAAUUUCGAGAUCAUGUCAUUAUCUGUUACCAGUAGGGAUAAAGAGUAAUCGUCGCUCCUUCUUUGUUGCUUGUUUUGUGCCUCUUUUGUCUGACAAUUCUCUUCACUGCUGUGGGCCAAUCAGUGGCGAUUCUCUAACCUCAAAUCUACCUGUUCCACAAGUAUACAUUUCGAUUGUUUAUGAACUAUUGAGUUUCUAAUCGGUGUACAAUGACAUACACUACCCGUCAUAAGUAUAGACUCACAGAAAGUAUUGCAACAAUAUUGCAUCACCCUGACUCAGCUCGAUAUAUCCAAAACCUGAGGACUUAUAAAGAUGCUGUCUUCACCAAAGUUAUUCAGGAGCCCAAAAGCAACAACUUUUCCGAAGGCGGCAUUUUUGUAGGUGUUCUGGUUUCAGAGAUAUCGAGGUGUGUCAGUGUGAUUCAAUAUUGUUGCAAUACUUUUUGUGAGUCUAUACUUAUGACGGGUAGUGUAAAAUGAUGAUUCUGGUUGUUUCCGCUCCGUUUUGUUCAUAAAUUUGCCGGAAUUACUGAUUUUUUGAUCGUAGAACAGGUAAAAAGUGAGGUUACGAGGCACCACUGGGGCCAAUGUUACGAGCCUCUGUGAGAAACAUUGUAGAAACAGGUAGAUACAUUUAAAAGUUAGGAUUUUCAGAGAAUUGCCUGGAUAAAUCGCUAAAAUUAAAUUUAAGGAACAUCUUGCGGAGCAAUAUUUGUUGAAUAAAUUUCAGGAGGAAAUCCGGGAUAUCCCUGAGAAGUUAUUCUGAGGAAUUUCUCUUUAAAUUUCCGGACAAAUCUGUAGAAAUAAAUAUUUAAAGGAAUUCUAAUAAAAUAUCGAUACGAGGUUUUAUCGUAAUCUCUUGAAAAAUUCUAGAAUAAAUUCGAAAACACAUUGAAAGAAUUGUUCCAGUCCUAGUAACAUUUCGAAAUGGAAUUCAGGAAAUUUCUGAUGGAUUAGUUAGAAGAAUUUUUCAUACAAUUUCUGGCCGAACCACGCUUUUCGAGAGAACUAUUUGGAAAAAUAUCUUGAAAAUCUUCUUUGCUUAGCUUAGCUUAGACUGACUGUGCAUGUCAAUAGCUGCUCCUCCGUGAUUGAUCUGAACUGGUACGAAUUGCACUGAGAUCCAACUGAAUAAGGGACGGGGACACUCCACUACAAAGUGUAAUUUAAGCAGCUCAUACAUUUUGGUUCAAUACCGGCACCGGCCAAUGGCUAUGGCUAUGAAUUAAUGAAUAUAUAUGAAUUGUAUAUGUAGAGAAGAGAAAGCAGAUAGAAAGAUACAAAGUAGGCGGAAAGGGACGGGCCAGGGAUUGAACCCAGGACCUUCAGCAUCCGAAUCAGAAGCGGUAACCACUAGACCCCCAAGCCCGUCAGCUUUUCGAAAAUCCUCUUUGAAAACAUUUAGUGUUUAGGAAGAAUUUUUUAACAAAUCAUUACAUUGGGUGAUUUGGAAGGAUUUAUGUUCAAUUUCGGAAGAAGUUCCUCACGCAGUCUUUUAGGAAAAAAACAAAAGAAAUUUAUGGAGUCAACUCUAAUGUAAUUUGUAAAUAAAUCCUCAGGGUAACUCAUGAAAAAAAAAACUCCGAGUCUCUUAUGAAAUUCGUAGAGGAAUUCUUGGGGGAAAACCUGUAAUCCGGAACAUAAUCUAUAUUUUUAAGCAUUCCCAAGAGAAUUAACGACGUAUAAUUUAAUAGUUUAUUUAAAAUUUCGAUAGUUGACCGUGGCGCUCGCAUCGUUUCUGUACGAGUUUGACGUUUGUCAACUACCGCCACCUACUUCAUGUUCAUGGUUGGCCAAACUCAGUCCUUUUAGCAUUGGACGAAUAUGCUUCCGUGACUAUGAUGAUUGGAGUCGAACAAUGUUUGAAGUAUUACGUCUGUUUGCCUGCGCACGCAGAAAAAAGCAUGGUAAAAUCAAAAAUAUUUCAGGUAAACUCGAAUAAAUUGUCAAUUUGUUAUGGCAACAAAAAUAAAACUGUUUGGAGCAAAUCGAACGUCACAUUUGAAGCAAAUUCAAUCCAUUUUUGAAACAAACAUGCAUCUUCUGACAGGUUAUGUUAGAAACAAAUGUAAAUUUUUUUGUUUUUUUUGUGGCAGGUCGGCCCUACGGAAAUAUUUGUUUUCCAAUUAAAUUUUCAAAGUCAUUUCCUUCUCUAGGAAAACCCAUUUCUCGCGUGGCACUUUCGAUGCCAACAUCAUGUAGAUAACAUACGCUCCCGAAAUCAAUGGGAUUUCGUGGAAACUUUUGGUGAAACAUGACUUUUUCUGCAAGAGGAAAUCUUGUUUGGUGCUGCAGCUGGAACUUGAGAGUUUUGUUUAUGUUCUCGACGGCGGAACGGGGGGCUCUUCAAUGGGUAUUGUAGAAAUCAAUAUGUAAUUGAGUUAGUUUUAAAAAUUAUUAUUUUAGUUAUAAGUAUUUUAUCAGUUUACCGAAUAAACAUUAAUAUUUUUGUUUCAAACGAACGAAAUUUGUCUUCGUGCGGGAUAAAGUUUCUGCAUACCACAAGUUUCUUAUGGUAUUUACAACAAAACCAUUCAAUUUCUAAUGAAAACCAUGAAUUUUUAUUAUUGGUCAAGUAAUGGAAUCGUUAUGAAUUUGUGGAUGGCACCUACACUCACACCACCAGAAAACGCACACACACACACACACACACACACACACACACACACACACACACACACACACACACACACACACACACACACACACACACACACGCGCGCAUAAUAGGGAGCUGAGAUAUCUUCUCGCUGGACCUCACAACCGAAUCCAGAAGUUGUAGCGUCUCAAACGAGAAGACACACUCUGAGUCCCUCUCUAAUCAUUAAUCGAAAUAUUGAUCAUGGAGAAUACACAAUGAGUAAUGCAAACCCUAAAUUAAUAUAUUUAUACACACAUACGACAGAAACCCGGAAGCGAAACACAAACACAAACAAAGCGAAAAAGAAGGCAUGCACCGAACGCGGCAGAAUUAAAACGAAGAGAUGACUAGAAGAGCGAACGAAACAAGUAAAAUCAAUGAUAUGACAAGCCAAAAAAAAACAUUUGUUAAAAAAAUCAGAAAACAAAACAAAAAACAGAAACCGCAUUAAUGAUUAGAGAUUACAAAAGUACGGUUUAGCAAUACAAACGAAAACAAAACAAAAAAAAAAACUGGCAUAUUAUUGAUUUUGAGUUGGCGCAGCGCGACCGGAAGUGUGCCCCUCAAGAAGAAGUACCGGAGAGAGCGUUGUAACCGAACAGUAGCAAUAAUCGAGGGAGAAAUACUGAAUACCCGGCCGGGGAGGCACGUAUAGAUUGGAAAUCAAGCGAAGCGCCAUUCUUUUUCCACAAAAGGCUGGGGAAAGGGAAGAAAAAAACAAUAUCGACAAAAAGAGGAAAAAAAAAGAAAACGAGAUAGGAAGUAACACAACCGAGAUGGACAGAAAGGCGGAAAUGUAUGACGCAAAAGUGAAAAUGAAUGCGGUAACGUAAUAAUUACAAA